Messenger RNA from Aspergillus heteromorphus CBS 117.55, 893 nucleotides. RefSeq names its product histone H2AZ (gene htz1). The coding region runs from base 260 to 676 and encodes 138 amino acids. The transcript is spliced from 3 exons. The record is from RefSeq and is a predicted model, not a curated record. Gene Ontology annotation, cellular component: nucleosome. Gene Ontology annotation, molecular function: DNA binding; protein heterodimerization activity; structural constituent of chromatin. Lineage: Eukaryota; Fungi; Ascomycota; Eurotiomycetes; Eurotiales; Aspergillaceae.
CAUACUCGGGGGGUCGAGGCCUCGCCGUGGAUGAAGCUGAGCAGGCUGCCGAAACGGGACUAGCGCCACUCCAUGUUCGACGCCCGUCUUUAGCGACCAGGAUGGCUCUGACAUUUCUGACUCCUUCAUCCAUCAACAACGCGCGUGCUUGUGCUGCAUCGGAUCGCUCCAACAUCCACCCUCGCACUCUGCCACUCCCAACACUCGAUUGACGCGACUUUUUCGCCCCUACGGCCCCAAAUCUCGACGCUUAUUCAAAAUGCCUGGUGGAAAGGGAAAGUCUAUCGGUGGAAAGGCCGGCUCGAAGGACUCUGCGGGGAAGAGCCAGAAGUCCCACAGCGCAAAGGCUGGUCUGCAGUUCCCUUGCGGUCGUGUUAAGCGCUUCUUGAAGAACAACACGCAGAACAAGAUGCGCGUCGGAGCCAAAGCUGCUGUUUAUGUCACUGCUGUCCUCGAAUACCUGACCGCCGAAGUCCUCGAACUGGCCGGAAACGCGGCGAAGGAUCUGAAAGUGAAGCGUAUCACCCCGCGCCACCUGCAGCUCGCCAUCCGCGGUGACGAAGAACUGGAUACCCUGAUCCGCGCGACCAUCGCCUUCGGAGGUGUCCUACCGCGCAUCAACCGCGCGCUGCUGCUGAAGGUCGAGCAGAAGAAGAAGAACAAGUCCGAGGCUUAAAUGAUGGCGGAUACCCGACGAAAUAUGGCGUUUGGUGAUUGAUGAUGCUUCCAUGGGAAAAAAAAGCGAGGAACAUGUUUUUCACUGGCCUUGAUCCUGCCUCCCCCCCGGUUCUGUUCUUCCAGUUCCCCCGCCCACCCCCACCUCAACAACAGAGCGAGAGCGGAAAAGGGGGAUGGAUGAUGGGCGGGUUCAAGACAGCGCACGAAAGGAAAAA